This is a messenger RNA of Brassica oleracea var. oleracea, 802 nucleotides long. RefSeq lists its product as uncharacterized. The coding region runs from base 81 to 758 and encodes 225 amino acids. The transcript has 3 exons. NCBI's taxonomy places the organism in Eukaryota, Viridiplantae, Streptophyta, Magnoliopsida, Brassicales, Brassicaceae. Gene Ontology annotation, cellular component: chloroplast thylakoid membrane. The record is from RefSeq and is a predicted model, not a curated record. Gene Ontology annotation, biological process: regulation of protein complex stability.
UCUCUUCAGUCUUGUCCUCCUCACAUCUCUCGGAGAGAUAAACCAAACCCCAGCAGAAUCUCCUCGUAUCUGAUCUAACCAUGUCUUGCACUUCCAAUGUCUUGCUAUCCCUAAACGGCUGCGUUUUACCAUCUCCCAAGCCUCUUGGCAGAUUCCUCAGCGCCAAGUCCUGCGGAAGGAAACUUUGCGUCUCCGUCGUUAGAGCUUCUUCCAAUGAUCCUGAUUGUAAUGCCGAGGAAUGUGCUCCCGACAAAGAGGUUGGGACAGUGAGUAUGGAAUGGUUAGCUGGAGAAAAGACCAAAGUGGUGGGAACGUUUCCACCAAGGAAGCGUGGUUGGACUGGCUAUGUUGAGAAAGAUACUGCUGGUCAGACUAAUGUUUACUCUAUUGAGCCUGCAGUGUAUGUAGCAGAGAGCGCCAUAAGCUCAGGCACUGCAGGAUCUUCGUCCGAUGGGGCUGAGAACACGGCAGCAAUCGUAGGAGGUCUUGCACUCAUCGCACUCGCUUCCGCUUCCUCUAUACUCCUCCAAGUCGGAAAAGACGCCCCUGCUCGACCAAAAGCAGUGGAUUACAGUGGACCGUCUCUUAGCUACUACAUCAACAAGUUCAAACCUACAGAAACUGUUCAAGCUUCUGCCCCUUCCCUCACGGAAGCUCCACCGGUGGUUCAGCAAGAAACCUCACUGCCGGAAACCAUGGCUAGUGAGGCUCAGCCUGAGGAGGCGUCUUCUGUUACUACAACAAGUAGCACAUCUUAAGGGAUUAUUAGCCUAGGAUUCGGUUAUAUGUUUUGUGUAAAGAU